AAUUUCAUGUAUUAUUAAUGCGUUUAUGUUUAAUUAUAGAAUCAAAUUCACGAAUUGAUAUUGAUAAUCUGAUUGCGGCAGUAUUUUAUUUGCGCUCGGCAUAUUUGGUUUGAAAUUAAUUUUUACUGUGAUGUUAAAGCAUGCAGUGUUUGUUAAAAAGAAUUAAUAUGUUUGUGCUUUUCAAUUUUGAUGUUGGUAUAGGUGAAUAUUUGUUAACAAGGGAUUGAUUAAAGUCCAAAGUAAAACCAAUUGAUUCUUUAUUGAUGAUUUAAAAUUAGAUAAAUUUGUGGUUAGAGUUAUCCAAAAAUGUAUGAUAUGACUGCCUUACUUUGUUAUAGUGUUCUGAAGGAUAAUUGUUGAACGUAGGAUGAAAGACCCUAAUUGUGAUGAUCCAACAUUGUUCAAGGACGACAAAUUAAGUAUUGGUGGGCAAGUGAAGUCGAAAGGUGAAGUGUUGAAGGAGUAUUUUCAUGUUCGGUCGAAGACUCUUGAUGUGGCUUAUGGUGAGAUUCAUCCACGCCAGGCAAGAGAUACUGACGGACCAAAAAAGGUUGAGCUUCAUGAUGACAUGGAGUGCUUGGCACCUAGAAGAAGGCGAGGCGCUUCCAGAAGAAAUAUUCAACAAAACACAGAUGAGAACUUUUCAGUUGGUGGAGAUCCUGAAAUUGUUGAGCUUCCUUGUACGCGCACCCAUUCAGCAUCAAUUGGAUGUGUGGCCUCUUACGGGCAGAGUUUUUUAGAAGCUUUUUGCAGUAUUCCCAGUUUUGUUUCUAAAGAUGCCAUUUCCCUAUUUAGAAGGAUGACAUCUCCAGUACGAGCCCUAGGUUGGGUGGAUAUCCAUUACUGGGUGAGGUUAUAUCGUUUCCUGGUGGGGGAUAUGAAUUGCGAGAGUUGUUGUUGCCUUCACUGGUCAAUUUUGUGAAAAAUCCUUCAUGCCGUGUUUACGUCGUGGUUUCUGAGGUUUUCAUUCCCACUUUCCAUAGUGAUCCAGUGUUUGUACGCAUGUGUGUUGCACUGAAGUCAUCAUCGCCUUUGCGUGUGACUUUAUUACAUGGUGAUUCAGUAGCACCAACCAUCAGUACUGAAAACACAGUGCUGAUCAGUUCUGAUCAAGUUUAUGACGAUAUCUUUAAAUGCUGCAUGAGGGGUCUAUGCGAAUCAAAGUUGACUAGGAACAAGGUGUUGGUGGAAAGGAGAUUUGUGUGAUGGUAAAAUGUCAGAAUUGCAUAAUUCUUGGUUUAGACAUCCGUAUAAUUGGGCAGGUUUUAGUCCUAACUCAAUUGUAUGUUAUGCCAAAGGUGAUUCAAUUUCAUAGUUUAUUCAUUUCUCAAAUGUGGGCCUAUUGUCGUAAAUCUAGUUACCAAAUGCAGCCCAUGUGGUGAUUCAUAUGGGCCAAGCUCCUACACAACCAUUUAUCCUUAAAACGCAGCCCAUAUUAUGAGUAAUUAAAUUAAUGUAAAAUAAUCUUCUGUUUGUAGCAUGCAUUUAUGAUUUCGCUUAAGAGGUCCAAUGUAAAAGAUAAUAUUAACUUAUUACUUACUGUUCAUUUGUAUUAUGACCUCCCUCAUCACUUGUAUAAUCAAGUUCUAUUUCUGAAAAAUAUUCAAUUGGAAUUAUAAACACGUCAAAUGAUGUGUAUUGAUCACAAUUUCUUGCUA
Messenger RNA from Chenopodium quinoa (quinoa), 1658 nucleotides. RefSeq lists its product as uncharacterized. The record is from RefSeq and is a predicted model, not a curated record. Bases 368 to 922 code for a protein of 184 amino acids. NCBI's taxonomy places the organism in Eukaryota, Viridiplantae, Streptophyta, Magnoliopsida, Caryophyllales, Amaranthaceae. The transcript is spliced from 8 exons.